AUGUAUGUGCGUUGCCUUUUAUUAUUGAUUGCUGUUAUCGUUGCUGAUGCAUCGAAAAAACGUUAUGAUGGGAAAAUUGUUUUAUCUGUAGAACCUUCAGAAGAAGCACACUUCCAAUUCUUAUCCUAUCUUGAAGAUCAUAGCCAAAUUGAUAUUUGGAAUGAAUUGGCUAGAAAUACGUCAGUUCAUGUUAUGAUUGAUAGAAACAAUCAAACCACACUCGUGCCAAUCUUCGAAUCAUUGAACAUGAAACCAAAAAUCAUGAUUAAUGAUAUUCAAAGAUUACUCGACGGUGAAGAACAAACGCUCCGAACCCUUUCACGAAUAGGUUCCGGACGUGGAAUUCAAGAUAGUUUCUAUAACUAUGAUCAACUCACCGCUUGGUUGAAACAAAUGGAAGCUGAUUUUCCAACUUUCGCAAAACUUAUAUCAAUUGGUAAAACAUAUGAAAACCGUGAUAUAUGGGUUAUGAAAAUUACGUCCCCAUCAGGAGGAACAAAGAAAACAGCUAUGAUGGAUUUCGGUAUUCAUGCUCGAGAAUGGAUUUCACCAGCAACUGGUGCUUAUAUGAUCAAUGAAUUCUUAACACAAUAUUCAGCAGGUGGUGAUGCUAAAACAAUUAUGGACACAUGGGAAUUACAUAUAGUUCCUGUUCUUAAUCCUGAUGGUUAUGCUUAUUCACAUUCAAACGAUCGCAUGUGGAGAAAAAAUCGAAAACCAGUCAGUGCUGGUUGUGUUGGUGUUGAUCUUAAUCGUAACUUUGGUCAUCAAUGGAAUACAGGCGGUAGUUCAGCAAGCGCAUGUGCGGAUACAUUUCAUGGCGGUUCCCGCAUGAGUGAAAAUGAAGCUAAAGCACUUGAAAAAUAUAUGACUGGUAAAACUUGGACUACAUAUCUUACAUUUCAUUCUUAUGGACAAUGGUGGUUUACUGUAAAACUGGUAAGUUGGGGUUAUACAACAGUAGAUCCACCAAACUAUGCUCUUCUUAAACAAAAAGCUCAAAUUGGUCUCAACGCUAUUCAAAGUGUAAACGGACGCCGAUAUACACUUGGUUCAUCAGCACAAUUACUUUAUAUUGCUAGUGGCGGUAGUGAAGAUUGGACUGCUGGCUCACUAGGAAUCUUUUAUUCAUAUUGUCUCGAAUUACCACCAACAGGUGGCACUGGAUUUAUUGCACCCGUCAGUGAAAUUAAACGCACUGGUGCUGAAACUUUUGUUGGUAUGGUGGCCUAUUUUAAAGCAUUAUAG
Messenger RNA from Rotaria socialis, 1248 nucleotides. NCBI's taxonomy places the organism in Eukaryota, Metazoa, Rotifera, Eurotatoria, Philodinida, Philodinidae. The record is from the annotation of a GenBank genome assembly.